Messenger RNA from Mercurialis annua (annual mercury), 3589 nucleotides. RefSeq names its product phospholipase D beta 2-like. Gene Ontology annotation, biological process: phospholipid catabolic process. Bases 223 to 3438 code for a protein of 1071 amino acids. Gene Ontology annotation, cellular component: plasma membrane. The transcript is spliced from 10 exons. NCBI's taxonomy places the organism in Eukaryota, Viridiplantae, Streptophyta, Magnoliopsida, Malpighiales, Euphorbiaceae. Gene Ontology annotation, molecular function: D-type glycerophospholipase activity. The record is from RefSeq and is a predicted model, not a curated record.
AACUUUUAAGAAAAGCCGGUCCGGCACACGGUGUCAACGACAGAAGAAAGAUUGAUAAAACCAAGAAGAUUUCUUUUGGGUUAAUCUCUCUUUCUUCUUCGAAGAUUCCCAGAACCGCCAUUUUAUGUCAACCCAUUUCAGUUCUUCUUACCAGGUAAGUUAUUUUAUAUGAAUAAAUUAGAGUUAGUUCUAAAUUAUUUCAUUUGAAUUCAUUCUUUAACAAUGGACAAUAAUAACAACAAUUAUGGAUCACCAUCAUCCCCAUACCCGUAUCCAUACCCGUAUCAUCAUCAACCUCCUGCAUAUCCACCCCCACCUAGCUCAGAUUCAUACCAUUCCCCAUCUCCAUAUCCAUACCCUUAUAACCCUUAUUCAUAUCCACCGGCGCCACCACAGCCACAGCCACCGCCACCUCAUCAUCAGCACCAAUACUCCGGCUCUGUACCAUAUCCAUAUGUGUACCCACCACCUUCACCUACCCCUCUUCAACACCAUGGUAGUUUUAACAACAGUAAUUCUCAGUACCCUUAUCAACACCAGUUAAGCCAUGAGAGUUCCUUUCAAGGUCCUUCUGUAUCCUCCUCUCAUUUAAGACAUGAGAGUUGCCCUGUUAUGGGAACCGAGUCGUCGUCAACGGCAAAUCAUAAUAGUACUGUUGUUUACCCUCCUUUGGAUGAUUUGUUGAGCAAUAUGCAUGUGAAUGAGAGUAGUGUUCGUCCUUCGGCUCCUGCUUCGCCACCUGCACCCUUGGUUUCAUCUGUCCCGCAGUCUCCUGUUAGUUAUCCGAGUUCGAGUUUCGGGAAUGGUAGAGAUUUUUAUGGUUAUCCUAGUACUUCUGGUGCUUACUUUGGGAGGGUUGAUUCUUCUGGUCAUUACUCGGCUCCUCUUGUUACCAAUUCGAGUUCUUUUAGUGGUUCGCAGCAUAGCCAAAGCACGCAGAUUGUUCCUUGGCAGGAUAGUAAAGGGUCUUUAAAGGUUUUGCUUUUACAUGGGAAUUUGGAUAUAUAUGUUUAUGAAGCUAGAAACCUUCCGAACAUGGAUAUGUUUCAUAAAACAAUAGGUGAUAUGUUUAAUAAAUUACCGGGAAAUAUAGGGUCGAAAAUUGAAGGGCAGAUGAGCCGUAAGAUUACAAGUGAUCCCUAUGUUUCAAUUUCGGUAGCUGGUGCUGUAAUUGGGCGAACUUUUGUGAUUAGUAACAGCGAAGACCCUGUUUGGGAGCAACAUUUUUAUGCUCCUGUGGCUCAUUAUGCUGCGGAAGUGCAUUUUUUGGUUAAAGAUAGUGAUAUCGUGGGUUCACAGAUGAUAGGAGUUGUGGCUAUACCAGUUGAACAGAUACGUUCAGGAGCUAGAGUUGAGGGAGUUUAUCCAAUUUUAAAUACUAGUGGAAAACCGUGCAAACCUGGAGCUACAUUGAAAAUUUCAAUUCAAUAUACCCCAAUGGAGCAACUCAGCAUUUACCAUCAAGGCGUGGGUGCAGGUCCUGAAUACUGUGGAGUGCCGGGCACAUAUUUUCCUCUUAGGAAAGGUGGAACAGUAACUCUUUAUCAAGAUGCCCAUGUUCCAGAUGGGUCUCUUCCUAGUUUGAAACUUGAUCACGGGCUGUCUUAUGUGCAUGGAAAGUGUUGGCAUGACAUCUUUGAUGCAAUUCGUCACGCCAGACGUUUAAUUUACAUUACAGGGUGGUCAGUAUGGCACAAAGUUAGGCUGAUUCGAGAUGCUGGUAAUCCAGAUGUCACAUUGGGAGAUCUGCUGAGGUCCAAGUCUCAGGAAGGCGUAAGAGUGCUGCUUCUUAUUUGGGAUGACCCCACUUCAAGGAGCAUUUUGGGAUAUAAAACAGAUGGAGUUAUGGCAACUCAUGAUGAGGAAACACGUCGUUUUUUCAAACACUCAUCAGUACAAGUGCUUCUUUGUCCUCGGGUUGCUGGAAAAAAACAUAGUUGGGCCAAGCAAAGGGAAGUUGGGACUAUCUAUACCCACCACCAAAAAAAUGUGAUAGUAGAUGCAGAUGCAGGUAACAAUAGAAGAAAAAUCAUAGCUUUUAUUGGUGGACUUGAUCUAUGUGAUGGGCGGUAUGAUACUCCACAUCAUUCGCUGUUUAGGACUCUAGAAACAGUUCAUAAGGAUGACUAUCACAAUCCCACUUUCACGGGUAAUGUUUCUGGCUGUCCAAGAGAACCAUGGCAUGAUUUGCACUGCAAAAUUGAUGGCCCGGCAGCAUAUGACAUUCUUACCAAUUUUGAACAACGGUGGUUCAGGGCUUCAAAACCCAAAGGGAUAAAAAAACUGAAAAAGAUCUCAUAUGAUGAUGCUUUACUUAGGAUCGAUAGAAUACCAGACAUUCUAGGAGUUUUUGAUGCUCCUUCUGUUAGUGAGAAUGAUCCUGAAGGUUGGCAUGUUCAGAUUUUCCGUUCAAUUGACUCUAACUCUGUUAAAGGCUUUCCAACAAAGGAACCAAGAGAAGCCACAAGCAAGAACCUUGUCUGUGGGAAGAAUGUCCUCAUUGACAUGAGUAUACAUACAGCAUAUGUGAAAGCUAUUCGUGCUGCCCAGCACUACAUUUAUAUAGAGAACCAGUAUUUCAUUGGCUCCUCAUACAACUGGACUUCAUAUAAAGAUUUAGGUGCUAAUAAUCUAAUUCCAAUGGAAAUUGCACUGAAGAUUGCUGAGAAAAUCAGAGCAAAUGAGAGAUUUGCUGCCUACAUUGUUAUUCCAAUGUGGCCUGAGGGUGUUCCAACAGGUGCAGCGACACAAAGGAUUCUAUUUUGGCAGCAUAAAACCAUGCAAAUGAUGUAUGAGACGAUAUAUAAGGCUUUAGUGGAGGCUGGACUUGAGAAUGCAUUCUCACCUCAGGAUUACUUGAAUUUCUUCUGCCUUGGUAAUCGUGAGUUUGCAGAUGGUUAUGACACUCCAGUCAUGUCAAGUCCUACCGCUGCAAACACUCCUCAGGCCCUCAGUCGGAAAAGCAGGCGGUUUAUGAUUUAUGUGCAUUCAAAAGGUAUGAUAGUCGAUGACGAGUAUGUGAUAUUGGGAUCUGCAAACAUAAAUCAGCGCUCAAUGGAAGGGACACGAGACAGUGAAAUUGCAAUGGGAGCAUAUCAGCCCUAUCAUACAUGGGCAAGAAAACAGUCUAGUCCAUACGGACAGGUAUAUGGAUAUAGGAUGUCGCUAUGGGCAGAGCAUGUGGGAGGUAUCGAAGACUGUUUUACACAACCAGAGAGUCUCGAAUGUGUCAGAAGAAUUAGAAAUUUGGGGGAGAUGAACUGGAAACAGUUUGCAGCCGAUGAGAUCACAGAGAUGAAAGGGCAUCUGCUAAAAUACCCAGUUGAAGUUGAUCGGAGGGGCAAGGUUAGGUCUAUUCCCGGAUGCGAAACUUUCCCUGAUGCCGGUGGAAAUAUAGUGGGUUCGUUCAUUGCUAUUCAAGAGAAUCUGACUAUCUAAUUACUAUGAUAUAUUACAUACAGCAGCAGAGUAGCAUGAAGCUGUAAAUUUUUUGGGUGUGAUACUGAGAACUGAUUCAUUGUAUAUUUUCCAGAAGAUUCCUGUACAUUUAUAUACACAUAAUGAGAUAAAAGUUCUUGAGAUUUUUUUU